AUGGACAAGCUGUUGGAGUACAAGGAGAAGAUCUCGGCCAAGCUGGAGCGGUAUGACAAGAUCGUGGAGCUGGAGAAGCAGACGGGUGUGGACAAGUUCUACAUCUUCUGCGUCGGCCAUUAA
Molecule: messenger RNA, 123 nt
Organism: Phytophthora infestans T30-4
Lineage: Eukaryota; Oomycota; Peronosporomycetes; Peronosporales; Peronosporaceae
Exons: 2
Coding region: 1-123 (40 amino acids)
Source: RefSeq, a predicted model, not a curated record